CUCGGCAGUAGUGGGAGCGCGCAGGCGCGGCGUGCGACUCACAGAGCGCGGAGUAGCGGAGUGGGACCCGCUGUGAGUGUGGCGACCGCGCGGGGCUCCUGGCUUGGGAACGUGGUCCGAGUCCAGCGUCUCAGGAGGGAUUGGGGAAAUCAUUAUCCAGGGACCUGCUGGAGACCACUAGAAAACAUGGGGAGAGUUUUCCUCACGGGAGAAAAAGCCAAUUCCGUUUUAAAGCGCUACCCAAGAGCUAAUGUACUUUUUGAAGAAAUAAGACAGGGCAACAUUGAACGUGAGUGCAAAGAAGAAGUCUGCACAUUUGAAGAAGCAAGAGAAGCUUUUGAAAAUAAUGAAAAAACUAAGGAGUUUUGGAGUACCUACACAAAAGCGCAACAAGGAGAGAGUAACAGAGGAAGUGACUGGUUUCAAUUUUACCUUACCUUUCCAUUAAUCUUUGGCCUUUUCAUUAUCCUCCUUGUCAUUUUUCUAAUCUGGAGAUGUUUCCUAAGAAACAAAACUCGUAGACAGACAGUGACUGAAGGCCACAUCCCUUUCCCUCAGCACCUUAAUAUUAUUACCCCACCUCCCCCACCAGAUGAGGUAUUUGAUAGCAGUGGAUUGUCUACAGGCUUCCUGGAAUAUGUAGUUGGGCGCUCAGAUUCUGUCUCCACUCGCCUAUCCAACUGUGAUCCCCCGCCAACCUAUGAGGAAGCCACUGGCCAGGUGAACCUGCGGAGGAGUGAAACAGAACCUCAUUUAGACCCACCCCCGGAGUAUGAGGACAUAGUCAACUCCAACUCAGCCAGUGCCAUUGCUAUGGUGCCUGUGGUCACCACCAUCAAAUGAAGCUGCAAACUUCUUUUUAUUCUAAUCAUUUUUAAAAUACUAAUGAAAGAACUUUCUAGCACUUUACCACUACAUAAAUGUGCAUUGACUUAUUUUAUUGGACUCUUACAGCAUACCACUUCACACUUUCUGGUUUGAUUUUCUUUCAUUUUGUUUCCUGUUAUAAAAUCAUUAUCCAUGCUCAUUUUUGCUAGAGGAAAUAUAUGAAGAGGAAAAAACAUACUAGUGGGAGUCUUCAUGUGAUGUGAUGAGAUAUACAUAUACGUGAGCAUAUGUAUGUGUAUGUAUAUGCAUAUAUGCAUGUGUAUGCAUCAACCCAGUAUGUGUAAAACUGUAUUUAAAAAUUCAUUAACUUCAAUCUAAAUCACCUAGAAAGAAACCAUUACUCACCAAAACUGGAAAGAAAGGACACCAAUUUGUGUUAUAGCCAGCAACGUGCUGUAGAAUUUUGCAAACAAGAUGUACUUAGCAUGUUUUCUAAUUCUUACUAGCUUUUGUUAACUUCCUAUUACUUCAUCUACCUUAGAAGGAAAAAAAAUGCACAUAGUCAUUCUUUAUUUUAGAAACAUCUUAGAAAGAGAGUACAUGAGGACACAAAGUGAUAACUUGCUUAAAAGAACAUCAUCAGUCAUUAGUGGCGUUUGGCUUGUUUUGUGCUAGGGAUUUUUAUUUUUUGAUUGACCACACCGCCUACUUCCAAAAUUGAACAGUGUUUUCUUAGCAUCUGUGAAUGUCGUGUGCUAUAUGUAUUAACAUCUUGAUGGAGAGGAUUUCCUGGCAACAAAAUAAUUUCUAAAGUGGAUAUAUGUAUUAAUGACAGGCAGUAGAUACCCAUUACUCCUUUACUUUCUUCUCACUGUUUUAUUGUCUUUCUCUGUGCUGUCUACUCUCUCUCCUGCUGCCACAGAAUCAUCAAACCCCAAGAGUUUAGUUAAAAUAAAAUUUUUUGAAAUUAUUUUC
Messenger RNA from Carlito syrichta (Philippine tarsier), 1803 nucleotides. RefSeq names its product proline rich and Gla domain 1 (gene PRRG1). Gene Ontology annotation, molecular function: calcium ion binding. The record is from RefSeq and is a predicted model, not a curated record. Gene Ontology annotation, cellular component: extracellular region. NCBI's taxonomy places the organism in Eukaryota, Metazoa, Chordata, Mammalia, Primates, Tarsiidae. Bases 187 to 843 code for a protein of 218 amino acids. The transcript has 5 exons.